AUGGUCUUAGGGUCAAUUCAUGGUCACAGAGACUGGGAUUCUGGACUCUUGGCAUGCUUUACGGACUUGAAAUCACUGUUGUGUACAUGGUUUUGCACACCAAUAGCCAUCGCUGACAUCAGCAGUCGUUUGGGCGAUUCCGCCGUAAUCUCUUUGUUCCUUCCGAAUAGUCUGCUGGCUCUUCGUGUGCGCUUGCGCACACUUGGCGGCAUACAGGGCUCCAUUGGCAAAGACUGGUGGGCUUUGGGCUGUUGUUGCCAGUGUGCGGUGUGUCAGAUGCUCAGAGAAUUGGACGCUAUGGGCUUAUGA
Messenger RNA from Dreissena polymorpha, 309 nucleotides. Its product is annotated as cornifelin-like. NCBI's taxonomy places the organism in Eukaryota, Metazoa, Mollusca, Bivalvia, Myida, Dreissenidae. The transcript is spliced from 3 exons. The coding region runs from base 1 to 309 and encodes 102 amino acids. The record is from RefSeq and is a predicted model, not a curated record.